This is a messenger RNA of Tetrapisispora phaffii CBS 4417, 1386 nucleotides long. RefSeq names its product glycylpeptide N-tetradecanoyltransferase NMT1 (gene NMT1). Gene Ontology annotation, biological process: N-terminal peptidyl-glycine N-myristoylation. The coding region runs from base 1 to 1386 and encodes 461 amino acids. Gene Ontology annotation, cellular component: cytoplasm. NCBI's taxonomy places the organism in Eukaryota, Fungi, Ascomycota, Saccharomycetes, Saccharomycetales, Saccharomycetaceae. Gene Ontology annotation, molecular function: glycylpeptide N-tetradecanoyltransferase activity. The transcript has a single exon. The record is from RefSeq and is a predicted model, not a curated record.
AUGGAAAGAAAAUUAAAUCCAGAGACUGAUAAGAAGAAAAUAGAAGAUGUCUUAAGGUUAUUAAAACUGAACGAUGUUGAUUUAUCAAAGUUAUCUGAACAGCAAAGGAAAGAGAUGAAAGAUCACAAAUUUUGGAAGACUCAGCCUGUACCUUCUUUUGAUGAAAAAAUUGAGGAGGAAGGACCUAUUCAUUCAGAUAAAACUCCAGACGAUAUUCCAAAUGAACCAUUGCCAAUGUUGCCUGAUUUUGAAUGGUGUACUGUUGAUAUUGAAGAUGAAGGUCAAUUAGAAAAUGUUUUUGUAUUAUUGAAUGAAAAUUAUGUGGAAGAUCGUGAUGCUGAAUUUAGAUUUAACUACACAAAAGACUUUUUCAAAUGGGCCCUAAAAUGUCCAGGUUGGAAACCAGAAUGGAAUGUUGGUGUUCGUGUUAAGAGUACAGGCAAAUUAGUAUCAUUCAUAUCAGCUAUUCCUGUUGAUUUACGAGUGAGAUCAAAGUUUUUGAAGAGUGUUGAAAUCAAUUUCUUAUGCAUUCAUAAGCAGUUGAGAUCAAAAAGAUUGGCACCAGUUUUGAUCAAAGAAAUAACUAGAAGAGUUAAUAAAGAAAACAUAUGGCAUGCGCUAUAUACAGCAGGCACCGUUUUACCAUCGCCAAUUUCUACAUGUAGAUAUACACAUCGUCCUUUGAACUGGUCUAAGCUAUGUGAAGUUGGCUUUACCGCCUUACCGGAAGGUAAGACCAACCCACAAAUGGUUGCUCAAUAUACAUUACCAAAAGGUCCUUUAAUGAAAGGAUUCCGUCCAUUGGAAUUGAAAGACAUUGAUGAAACAUUAAGCUUGUUUAAUAGGUACCAAGAAAGAUUUGAUUUGGUACAACUAUUUUCAAAAGAAGAAUUUAAGCAUUGGUUCUUGGGAUCUACGGAUUCAAAAGUAUCUACCGAAAGUGAAGUCAUCUAUUCUUAUGUCGUUGAAAAUGAAAAUGGUAAGAUAGUUGAUUUCGUAUCAUUUUAUUCAUUACCAUUUACCAUUCUGAACAAUGCAGUCUAUAAAAACUUGGGAAUAGGUUAUCUAUUUUACUACGCAUCUGAUGCAGACUUUACAUACACAGACAGAUUGAACCCAGAGGCUAGUGAAAAAUUAAAGAAAAGAUUAAAUUCUUUAGUUAAAGAUGUAUUAAUUAUUGCUAAAAGCAAUAAGAUGGAUGUCUUCAAUGCAUUGACUUCACAAGAUAAUUCAUUAUUUUUAGAUGACUUGAAGUUUGGUCCAGGUGAUGGUUUCUUAAAUUUUUACUUAUUCAAUUAUAGAGCAUUCCCAGUACAUGGAGGUAUAACUGAAACCAAGAAGUAUGAUGUUGAAAAACGUAGUGAUGUCGGUAUUGUAAUGCUAUGA